UCGAUGGCGUGACAACACUGAAGGAUGGAGCGAGGAAGUGACUUAGGUUCCUUUCAGCGUUUCUUGGAUAAAUUCUGUCAAACUAUUGCGGAUGAAGGUGAAAGUGAAGAUCUCCCAAUCCGUCUGUUUAAUCAGCGUUUGCUGACCGAUGAGAUUGAAGGAGAAUGUCUUGAGUGGAGCCUUCGUUACUUGGAUUCGCGAAAAUGCCCCCCAACUCUAGCGGCUGCCUUGGGCCGGGCUGUCGUGGAACAGAUUCUCCAGUCUGACCUGACAGAGUAUGAGGAGGAGGUGUCCAGCACAGGUAACGGACGUGGCGAUGAAAACAACGGGGAGACAACUCCAAUAAUAAAGAAGGACCAUACAAGAGUCCUUGAAGCUCAGGUUCUGUGUACACAUGUUAUUGAAGUACUUCAUGAUAUCUGCAAAAACUGGCGUCAAGGUCUGCCCCAGUUGUCUCCCCCUUCCAAAGUUUCCAAAUCCUACCUCUAUGAAAUUAAGAAUACUCGACGAAAAAUGGAAGAUCGUCAUGUGAUAUUACCUGACCUCAAUUCUUUGUUUAAUUUGAAGGACCAGCCUCCACAGUCGUAUUACGCAGUUUUUGAUGGCCAUGCUGGGGUGGAAGCUGCCACAUAUGCAGCCACACACUUACAUUGCCAUCUUGCCAGCUGUGAAGAUUUCCAAAAGAAACCUGCGGAUGCCCUCAAAUAUGCUUACAAAGUUACUGAUGAUAGGUACCUACAGAAGGCAGAGAGGGAGAAACUGAAGAGUGGGUCUACAGGUGUGUCCAUCCUGAUCAGGGAAAACAAAUUACAUGUGGCCUGGCUCGGCGACUCACAGACCAUGCUGGUGAGGAACGGGGAGGCUGUGGUAUUGAUGGACCCACACAAACCAGAGAGAGAGGAUGAGCGCAAUCGGAUAGAGGCCGCUGGUGGCUGUGUGUUGUUUAUGGGGACGUGGCGAGUCAAUGGGAAUCUGGCUGUAUCACGAGCCAUAGGUGAUGCUGCCCAUAAAAAGUUCAUUAUCAGUGAUGCUGACACGUCCAGUGUUUCCCUGGAUGGAACUGAAGACUACAUAGUAUUAGCUUGUGAUGGACUCUGGGACAUACUGACACCAAACGCUGUUCCUAAACUAGUAUAUGAUUAUCUCCAAGAAUCCAAGGGAGAUAAGUCUGGUGUGGCACAGAAACUUGUGACUUGGGCGAAAGAAAAUGGAUCUACAGAUAAUAUAACUGUCAUUGUUGUUUUUCUCAGGGAUGAAAUUGCAGAACCACAUGUGACACAAAUGUUUAAAUUUGGCCAAUCAGAAUCUCAGGGAAAUGAUGAUUUUGAACAAGAUGAGAGCGCGAAGGGAGGUAACUCUCCAAGUCAAAAUAACAAUACUUCAAACCAUAAUGACUUGUCUGGUGGAACUUCAAACGGAAACACAGAUGGUGUUGAUUUAUCACAAGAAGGAAACAAAGAGUCCCCUGAAAAACUAGACAAUGAUGAGUUUAGUAUACAAAAGGUUCUGAGUGAGACUACUGACUCUGUCAACAGUCAUUUUCCACUACCCAAAGACCAUAUCCUACGUAAAGAUGCAGUGUUUAUAGUGGAGCAUCCAAAAACUGUCAAAGCCCCUAAACCAGAGGAUGUACGAUCAGCGAGUAUGCCUGAUAGGAUAUCAGAAAAACAUUCAUUUUCCAAUCAGUACAUUCCGGACAUAAACCAUGCAGCUGUUGAGUUGCGGACACUUCCACACUGGGAGAUCCACGAUCCUCUGUCCCACCGUGAACCAUUGUCUAAGGAGGGAGUAGAUCACCGCCAGUAUCGUCACCUACCUCUUUCCCAUCGGGAACCUCUUGUGCACCACCAAGAACUCGAACCCCUGAGAGACUUGAGACUAAAGAUCAAGAAAAAGGCAAAAAAACUAAAGAAGGAGCACUCUAACAAAGACUCCACAUUAAACGCAUUAAAGAGAGUGAGCAAACGUCACAAUAACUCAGAUCCAAUAAUCUGGGCAUUUACAGGCAAGAGUCGUGCCCCCUUACCAAACUACAAACUUAACUUGACCAAAUCAACACAGUUUUCUUCUCCAAAACGAGUUGCCUUAGCAACUGUUUACCCAAACUCAUCCUCACAGGAAUCACAGAUAGUUACAAUCAACCUCUGUGACCAACCAUGCGUCAGAUUUCCUUGUAGAUAAAAUGUUACGAUCUAAACCUCAUACUUUAGACACAAUAAGAAACAGGGAGAACAUUCCUAACCCUGUAUUUGAUCUUCCUCUGUCAACCUUUACAAACUCAGCCUCCCAAACAAGCACUACCUCAAUCGCCCAGAACCCGAUGUCCUUGCUUGCGGGCAAGACCAAUAAUGUAACAAGCGAAGAUGCUCUCAAAGCAAAGAACUUUCACACGUCAUGGCGACCACGUAAGACAUCAAAGCAUCAUAACAGUGCCUUUUGUGAUGUUCCUCCUACACCAUUAAGUAAUGUAAAGAUUCUUCCCAGUCUUGAUGACUGAACGCAUGCCGUGGUGCCGUACGCCUUACCUACAAAUUCACUUAUCUGACACGGGUCAUGUUUCCAGGUGUAUUUAUCAUAGUUGCCAUUAGUAUCAUAGAGUUAGUUAAUGUCCUUGAAAGCUCAUACAGAUGUAUUGAUAAUGGUAUACUACAUUAAUUGGUAUGCAUGGUUACAUUUUAUAAACAUUGAUGUCCCAGGGUUAACAACAGCCAAUAAGACACCAAGUUUACCUUUGUAGGUGUGGCUUGUUGCCAUGGCCAGGUUAACAACAGCCAAUAAGACACCAAGUUUACCUUUGUAGGUGUGGCUUGUUGCCAUGGCCAGGUUAACAACAGCCAAUAAGACACCAAGUUUACCUUUGUAGGUGUGGCUUGUUGCCAUGGCCAGGUUAACAACAGCCAAUAAGACACCAAGUUUACCUUUGUAGGUGUGGCUUGUCAUGGCCAGUUUAAUAACAGCCAAUGGGAUGACGUGAAAGAAGUAGCCAUGUGAUUGUUGAGGGCUGCCUGAAGAACAGGUUGAAGACCUUGGUGUGACAUUUGUCGUCCAUUUGUCUGCCUUUCUUUUUUUGUUUUUUUGUUUUUGUUUUGAACAAUUUGGAUAACUUUUUAAGUCACGGUGCUCAAAUUUGUUAAAAUGUUUGAUUAAUUUCUCCUGAAUAACUCAGGGUCAUGAUAUUGGGACUGUAGAGCAAUGGUAUAAACAGCUACUGCAUUUGUUAGAAUCAAUGACCUUGACCCACUUUCACAUUCAAAGGGGUCAAAAUCUGUAAACUUCUUCAGCCAUGAAACCUUCAUUUGUGAUAUAUAUCACAAGGAGACAAUUACAAACAUACAGCAGCCUCCUAACACGUACACUUCAUACAUCUCACACACAGAAGAGGUCAUCCUUACAUGACCUUACGUGACCUUAGCUGUUGAUAGGACAUUAAACAAUACUAAACCAAACCUUACAACUUCCAAGUCCUAGAGUCAUGAUAUUGGGUCAGUAGUAUUCUUUUCAAGGUCACAGAAUUAGGGUUUUACUCUGUUUAAAGUUUGAAAAGGAGGUGAGUGGUAUAGGCCCAUCGGGCCUUUUGAUAAACAUGAUUGCUUCCAUAUGCAAUGUAUAAUUUUUAUAACAACUUUCAUGUAUUGUACACAAAGAUGCUGCCUGCUAGUUCUAAGAUAAUUAUAGUAAAGUUAGGGCCCUAAUUAAUUCCAUAAGCUGAUAUGUGUAUUAAUGAAAUCAGUACCUAUGGUAAUUUGAUUUUUAACACAUUUUUAUCACAAUUUUUCCUUCCUUUAUUUUUGCAAUCAUCAAUUUGACAAUGUAUGUGUGGUUUUGGGUAAUGUAUAUUGCCAUUUGUACUACACAGCGAUAACUUCCCAGCAUUGAUAUGUCACACAGAGUGCUUUAUAUGAAUAAUUCUUCCUUCUACUUUAAAUAUUUUAUAAGCAUUGUAUUCCUGUUGAUAUGUAAUGUAUGAUAAGUUAUAACUGCAAUAAUUUGUACCACUAUCUAUUGUGUACUUCCUCGAUAAUCAGUGUAUAUUUAGCCACAACAUGUCUUAUAUUUCCUUUGUUUGAUUUUGUUAAUUGAACUAAAUACAUUGCAAUAAUUUAG
Pecten maximus is the source of this 4104-nucleotide messenger RNA. RefSeq names its product protein phosphatase 1F-like. Gene Ontology annotation, biological process: protein dephosphorylation; negative regulation of protein kinase activity. The coding region runs from base 25 to 2181 and encodes 718 amino acids. Lineage: Eukaryota; Metazoa; Mollusca; Bivalvia; Pectinida; Pectinidae. Gene Ontology annotation, molecular function: protein serine/threonine phosphatase activity; cation binding. The record is from RefSeq and is a predicted model, not a curated record. The transcript has 7 exons.